AUGCCUGGUACUGUUGCAGUCCUUCGGACGAGUACUGUUCGAGUUGGGGGCCAGGUCGACGAUUCGCAGGCUUAUUUUCACCGGCUCUUCUGGACAUUUUCACCAUGUAUUGAGGCAUUCUGGCAUUGCAAGCCAUUGGUGAGUAUUGACGGCACCCACCUGUAUGGUAAGUAUGAGGGUACGUUGCUCGUCGCGAUUGCACUGGACGGGAACUCCAACAUACUGCCUGUUGCAUUUGCACUGCACGUAACCCCGCAACCGGGUCUGCUGGUUAUAUCAGAUAGGCACAACGGCAUCAAGGCUGCGCUUGAGGCUCCCGACGGAGGCUGGCUACCUCCUGCUGCCUACCGUGCAUUCUGUAUUCAACAUGUGGCAGCAAAUUUCGCCCUGACCUUCAAGGGCAAGGACGCAAGAAGGCUUCUUGUGAAUGCAGCUUAUGCUAAGACUGAGGUGGAAUUCGAUUACUGGUUUGAUAUUCUGCGAUCUGAAGACCCUGCCAUGUGUGAGUGGGCGAACCGGAUCGAUUAUUCAUUGUGGACCCAGCAUCGGGAUGAGGGUAGGAGAUUCGGUCACAUGACGACAAAUAUCUCCAAGUGUGUUAAUUCAAUCCUAAAGGGGGUCAGGAAUCUCCCGGUGUGCUCGCUGGUGAAAGCUACUUAUGGGAGGUUGGCAGAAUUAUUCGUUCGCAAGGGGAGAGAGGCAGAGGCCCAGUUAGGCACCAGACAACAAUUCAGUCAACAUCUGGUGAAGUGUAUAGAGGCCAAUCUGAAGACGGCGAGGUGCUUCACGGUGACUUUGUACAACAGAGAUAACUCGGAGUUCACCGUCUCGGAGACGACUCCUACUGGUUCGUUCUCACUUGGUAGCUACAGAGUCUCACUCAGGUUUCAAACAUGUGACUGUGGAUAUUUUCAGGUACUUCAUUACCCGUGUCCUCACGCCUUGGCAUGUUGUGCCUGUUCACGGCUUACUUGGCAGUCGUAUGUCCACCAGGUGUAUCAUCUUAGCUCGGUGUUCAGUGUAUACUGGAUGGGGUUCACACCUCCCAUUCCUGAGGGUUUUGGCCACCGUACGAUGGGCCGACAGUGA
Arachis ipaensis is the source of this 1089-nucleotide messenger RNA. RefSeq lists its product as uncharacterized. NCBI's taxonomy places the organism in Eukaryota, Viridiplantae, Streptophyta, Magnoliopsida, Fabales, Fabaceae. The record is from RefSeq and is a predicted model, not a curated record. Gene Ontology annotation, molecular function: zinc ion binding.